UAUUUGGUAUUCGAUUGGAAUGUCUCUUGAGCAAGUAUACAGUCAUUUAGCUUGUCGAAGAGUACGAAAUUCUCGAUUGUGAGCGUUUCAGAUAUUUUUAACACUCGGAUAGUUUAUAGAAGUGUUUAACAUGAAUGGAGAUAUAGCACAUAGCGAUCCAGGACCGCCAUCUUUGCCAAGAAAGGUUACAAUUCAACGAGGAAGCGAGGGGUAUGGCUUUAACUUGCAUGGCGAGAAAGGUAUACAUGGGCAAUUUAUAAGCGCGAUUGAUGUUGGCAGUCCAGCUCAGAAGAAUGAUUUAAGAGUUGGAGACAGAGUAAUCGCUGUAAAUAAUGGUGAUGUCGAGGACAUGCCUCAUUCGAAAGUUGUGGAGCGAAUUCGAGCUGGCGGAAAUCAAGUGACACUUUUGGUUGUUGACGAACUCUGUGACCAAUACUAUAAGAACUUAGGACAAAAAAUACCACAAGAUAAAUUCGAAACAUCAGGCCAGGAAGCAGCCGUAGCUUUGCCUUCAGUUGAAGAGAAUCGUGUAGUUAAUGAGGGUGAAGCCAGUGAGAAACCAGCUGAAACGGCAGCGGUGAAUCACGAAGAAGAAAAUGUGCAAAACAUCCAAGUGGAGUCGCCUGAACCUGAAGUUGUAGAAGAGCCUGGCAAUGCUCCUGAAGAUUCAAAAGACGACGCAGACGAUGAUGGCUACGAAGAAGUUAUUCCGAAAUCGAAACCUGAGCCGCAACCUCAACAAAUCGAAACAGAGAAGCCAGCUGAAAUAUUACAAGAGACGAAGCCGGCUGAACAAGUCGUAACAACUCCACCAGCCGAUCGAAUUUCCAAUGGCUCUUCUUCGGACGCGAGCAGUCUUUCGCCAAAGCUCGAUAUGGCCGCUGCUAGACCGAAACCGAAACGACACGAUGUUAAACGAGCCACGCAGAAUUGGAAACAAAAAUACGAUGAUUUCAAUAAACUAUGAUGUGAUGAAACAAUGAAACGUUUUGUAUUGUGAGGUAUAAGAAAUGUGUACAUUGACUUUGAAAACAUACACAGGCCCAACGCACACAUUUAGGUUUUAGAGUAAGGUUCUACUUGUGAUCAAUCUAUUUUGUUGGAGUGAUGAUUCAGAAAAGCAUGAAAAUAUUGUGAAUUCGAAGAUUCGAGACGGCAAUCGAUUAUAAAAUCAGACGAAUUACAUGUAAUGCGCUUAUUUUUCCAACGUCAAUAUCAGUGCCUCACUGGUCUCAUGGUCUAGUUUAGUAUCUAAAUGUCUCGGCUCGUAUCUUUUGUAGUUGUGUUUAAAAAGAAUAAUACAAUAUAUAUAUAUAUAUA
Messenger RNA from Dendronephthya gigantea, 1320 nucleotides. Its product is annotated as Na(+)/H(+) exchange regulatory cofactor NHE-RF1-like. Gene Ontology annotation, biological process: protein localization to plasma membrane. NCBI's taxonomy places the organism in Eukaryota, Metazoa, Cnidaria, Anthozoa, Malacalcyonacea, Nephtheidae. Gene Ontology annotation, molecular function: protein binding; protein-membrane adaptor activity. The record is from RefSeq and is a predicted model, not a curated record. The transcript has a single exon. The coding region runs from base 131 to 967 and encodes 278 amino acids. Gene Ontology annotation, cellular component: apical plasma membrane.